AUGACAGUACCAGCCAAGACCUACGCCCGCGUUUCGGCUCUCCUCGAGUGUUCGGAGCGCCAAAUUCGUCGUCUAUGGAAGAAAGCUCGUGAUGCGGUGAAGAACGGCAAGUUGUGCGAUGUGGAGAGCGGUAGGAAGGGGCGCUGUGGCAGAAAGUCUUGGGUAGAGGGCGAAUUCCCCCGAGAGCUCGCAGUGAAGAUCGCACUUACGCCGCUCCAUCUGCGAACUAACUUUCGAACUUUAGCGGAGCAACUCGGUAUCGCUAAAUCUACACUGCAUGUGUACUUACAAUCUGGGUUGUUUCGGAGUCAUCAUGCUCGACUAAAACCUCAACUCACGGAUGAACAGCGCGUCGCAAGGAUGAAGUUUGCGCUAAAGUUUGUGCAACCUUCUGCUCGUGGCAGACAUAAAUUUGUCUCUCUUCUAGAUUACGUAAUGUUUCUCGUCGCGAUUGCGCGCCCGCGGUGGGUGUCAGAGCAGAACACGGUCUGGGAUGGCAAAAUAGGCACAUGGCCUUUUGUGGUGUAUGAACCUGCGCAGCGAAAGAGCAAGAACAGAGCCGCUGGUACGCUUGAUCUCAAAACAUAUACUGUAGAUCGUGACAUUUACCGUGCUUGCCUGGUCCACUCGGUCAUCCCAGAGAUCAAGCGACUAUGGCCGUCUGGGAAGCGUUUCCACCUUCAACAAGACAAUGCAAGGCCGCAUGUCUUAUUAGACGAUGUGGCCGUGAUGGAAGCCUGUAGUGACAAAGGUUGGGACAUGAUCCUCACUGCUCAACCCGCUAAUUCGCCGGACUACAAUGUGCUAGACCUGGGCUUCUUUGCGUCGCUUCAGACACUGCAGCAUCGCAAAAACUCCCGCACGAUCGAAGAGUUAGUGAACAACGUCGAUGAUGCUUUCUGUGAGCUUCCUUACGAGAAUAUAGACCGCGUAUUCAUGACGCUGCAGUCGGUAUUCGAGGCUUUCCUCAAGGUAGACGGGGGUAAUAGCUACCGAAUUCCGCAUUAG
Molecule: messenger RNA, 1008 nt
Organism: Phytophthora nicotianae INRA-310
Lineage: Eukaryota; Oomycota; Peronosporomycetes; Peronosporales; Peronosporaceae
Exons: 2
Coding region: 1-1008 (335 amino acids)
Molecular function (GO): nucleic acid binding
Source: RefSeq, a predicted model, not a curated record